AUGAAAUUGUAUGCCACAUGCCAAUAUAAAUGUGGUGACAACAAACAGCUCAACUGUAAUUAUAAUUGUCGUUUAGGAGGCCAUGAUAAUAUGGCCACUGGUAGUGGUGACUACCCAGACAAUACAACGAAUUCACCAUCACCAUCAUCCCUUUACAGUAGUUGUCCACAAUUGAAUCAGUAUCGUAGUUUGCCCCGAAAUCUUUUCAGUGCUCUGAGACGACAACAGCAGCAACUAGCAACAACAACAACAGCAGCAGCAGCAUCAAUAUCUUCCUCAGCAAGCGCUAUAUCAGACGCAGCAGCAUCAGCAACAUAUUCAACACAAUUGUGGCCAUUAUACCCCCAGAACGAAUUCGGAACAGGAACUAAGAAGAUCAGCUUUAAUCAAAAGCACAAAUAUUGUGAACAUCCUCCACAAAUUCCCAGCAGAAGUAACAAGCCAACUGCAUGCAACAUCAGCAAGCAAACGAUUUCCAAAACAGUCUUACAAAAAUCAUUAAGCGAACAAUCUGCCUUGGAAUUGACACUACCCGCACCUCCUGGAUUUCGGGACAUUUCAAUAGCCACUCCUGCCGCUUUGACCACACAACGAAUAUUGUGUGAAAAUUGUCGUUACAACGAUCAACCGGUUGUCUGGUGGGUUUCGUGUCCUCGUUUGGCCUAUCAACAGGGUUCCACACAAAGUCUCAAAGAAUACACCUCUAAGACUACGCCCUUUGUAUCCACCAGUAGUAAUAACAACGUCAACGAAUUCCUUACACCUCACAGCACUCUCGAAUCCCAUAGAUCGAAUAUAUCAUCAGCAUCAUCAAACAUGUUAAAGAAACCCAUGGUGAAAUCAAGUGUCCAAGCAACAACAAUUACAUCCACUGCCGCAGCAAGUACAGCAGCAACAAGCCAGGCUACAAUAGCAAAUCAAGCAUAUAAGUGUAACACUUCGGUGACAAAUGCAACUCCUUCGCCACCACCACCACCCCUAAUGAGAGCACAUCAUCAUCGUUCGAUAACAGCAUUGCAGUCCAUUGAUUUGUAUGAUAAUUAUGGGGCCUCGACACAUGUUCCUUCUAGCAUUUUCAAUAGCAUGUCAUGCAGACGUCAUGCCAAACAGCAGCAGCAACAACAAUUGCAACAGACAUUACAACAUCAACAUCAUUCACAUCAGCCACCUCAAUCUCAUUCCCAAGCAGCAUGCUCAUCAACACCAGCAACAACACAACAACAGCAGCAAUAUACUUGUUGUAGUUCCUACAAUAUAGACCAUCAUAAAAUGCAAAUGCCUUCUACAUGCCUCUGUGGUAAACUCUACCAUCAACAGGUGCGACCUCAAGAGACUCUAGCGCCACCACCACCAGCCGCUUUACAUUCGGCCAAUCGUGGUUGCAAUCAUGGUUUUUAUUAUGCUCCCGAUUCUUGCGUGCAUCAGUUUGAAGAACAGGAUUCUGGUUUUCCCGGUUUAAGGGAUCAAGAAUUCUAUUUGUUGCAUCGUAAUAUUCCUGCUUUAAGACGUACGGGAGUUGAUACUAUUGGCAUUAGGCAACAUUUCUAUCCUGAUGGCGGCUGGGGUUGGAUUAUAUGUGGCAUGUCUUUUUUGGUGCAUAUUUUAACGACUGGUCUGCAAUUGUCUUAUGGUUUGACAUUGUUCUAUGCUGUUCAACAUAUACAGAAUGCUAAUGGAAAUGAAUGGCUGGGAGCACUAAGUUGGUCAAUAUCAAUGUUAAUUUCUCCCUUCGUGGAGACUAUAUGUCGGAGAAAAUCUACUAGACUAAUGGCUGUGGUAGGCGGUUUAAUACUCUCUUUAGGAAUACUAUUCACUUCAUUUGCCACUGAAGUGGAUCAGGUUAUUUUCAGUUAUGGUUUUGUUUUCGGCAUAGGCGUGGCAAUGGUGCGUGAGACAUCGACCAUAAUGUUGGGUAAUUACUUUAAGAAAAGAAGACUUUUUGUGGAAAUGGUGGCCAUGUCGGGUGAGGGUGUGGGUAUAGCUUUAUUUUCGGUGCUAUUAAAAGAAGGAGUGGGAAAAAUGGGUUGGCGUUGUGGUUUACAAAUUGUAGCGGCCUUAACUUCGAUAAGCUUUUUCGUGGGUCUUUUAUAUAGACCCGCUUCUUUAUAUCAUCCUCAAAGAAGAGCCAUACAGCAUUUAAAGAAUCAAAGGAAAAAGAUGCGAGAUCAUAAAAACAAUAAUCCUCCCGUAGAGCCUAAUAUUUUAAAGAAAUUAUUACAAGACAUAUCAAAUUUAAAAUCGGGCACAGUGAAGAUUUUAUUAUUGACCUCUGCUGUGGCGGCUUUGGGUAUAUAUACACCAAUGUUUACCAUGUCUUUAAAUGCUGCCAAAGAAGGUUCCGAUGUUCAAGAAUUGGUGCUAUUACAAACUAUGCUGGGAAUGUCUACAACCUUGGGAGUAGUUUUGGCGGGUGUCUUAAUAAGAAGGCCGUUUGUUAUACAUAAUUUUGUAUUGUCUACACCAAUAAUAUCGCAGUUUUUCCUGGCUACUGUGGCACUUUCCAUACUCUUCAUGUCCUUUAUUAUGGGCUACAAAGGUCUGUGCAUAUUAUCGGGCAUUUAUGGUGUUGGUUUUGGUGGCUUUCGUUUUUCUUUGAAAAUGUUGGCCCUGGAACGGGUCAAGGUGAAAUUUUCUAAGACUUGGUCUUUUGUCAGAGGAAUUGAAGCCAUACCAGUGCUGAUAAGUGUACCUUUAACCAUAUUUCUCAAUGACUAUUCCCUUAAAUAUGGACGAGCGGGUUACUAUAUAUGCUCAGCUGCUGCUGCCAUAGCCGCCAUUAUAAUAUUUUUCAUAGGUUACUCCACAUACCCUCAUAAUCCUUCACAACGUUCGAAUAUGAAUGGUGCUGCAGUGCCGACAACACCGCGCAUGCGUUCCAUGUCUACGCAAUAUAUACGACAUAAAUAUCAACCGGCCUUUACGGUAGACUAUACGAAAACCAAUGGCUGUGAUUAUCCAGCCCCUGAUCUAAUAAAUCGUAGUUGUAUUAGUUUAAAUCAAUUGGGUGCAAGUUCUUCGUGUAUGUGUGAACCUUUAAGGCCUAUGUGUAAUUGUCAUCAGCAUCAGCAUACUCCAGCUCAGCAGAGAAGACAUUUUAUGACCGAUUUGAGUCGUACUGGAGGUGUGGGUGCUUUACAUGCUGCCGAAGUGGGUCAUGAUCAUCGUUAUCCUUAUAUAUAUGAUAAUGGUACGGGCAACUAUUUGAGACGUAGUCUUUCCUUUAUACAAAAUGCCAACUGUUGUGGUUCCAAUCAAUUCCAGUUACAGUGCCAAGCUAAUGUUCAGUGGUCUAAUAGAGAUUUAAGAAUGGAAAACACCCAACCCUUACUUUGCACCUGCAGCCCCUCCAGCUAUUUCCAGAACUGCAAAAGUCAAAGUGUACCCGAGGGCCUGUCGACUAUGUCGCAACAGUGCAAAUGUAAACCACAGCCCUCGCGUGAAUACAUCUAUGUGCCGCGCCAACUAGCACAACAGCCUCUCGCUCAACACUGUUCCUGUCAAAAUCUCGAUAAAUCUCUGGCCACUGCCACUACUACCACUACAAUAUCAGCCUCCAAUCAAUCGAGAAAUGUUUUUAAAGAUACUGGACCAGCAGUAGCGGCGCAUUCUACUGCUACAAUACCUAAAUGUAAACUCAAACGUUCACAAUCCCUAUCGAGACCUAUAACCUAUGUUGAACAAAUGACCACAUCCGUGUAG
Molecule: messenger RNA, 3699 nt
Organism: Lucilia sericata (common green bottle fly)
Lineage: Eukaryota; Metazoa; Arthropoda; Insecta; Diptera; Calliphoridae
Biological process (GO): transmembrane transport
Molecular function (GO): monocarboxylic acid transmembrane transporter activity
Source: RefSeq, a predicted model, not a curated record